This is a messenger RNA of Loa loa (African eye worm), 1197 nucleotides long. RefSeq lists its product as hypothetical. Gene Ontology annotation, cellular component: SWI/SNF complex. Gene Ontology annotation, molecular function: nucleosomal DNA binding; nuclear receptor binding. The record is from RefSeq and is a predicted model, not a curated record. The transcript is spliced from 9 exons. Gene Ontology annotation, biological process: negative regulation of DNA-templated transcription. Bases 1 to 1197 code for a protein of 398 amino acids. Lineage: Eukaryota; Metazoa; Nematoda; Chromadorea; Rhabditida; Onchocercidae.
AUGAUUGUUGUUGGUUUAAAAGUUGGUGGAGGAGGGACGUGUGGAGGAAGCAGUUGGUGGUUGAGACUAGGUCCAUGGUGUAUUUGUAAAAAUGACAGCAAUUCGCUUAAACCACCGAAACCACCAGAUCGUCCAUUGGUUCCCUACAUGAGAUUCAGUCGAAAAAUGUGGGCCAAAGUGCGCGCUGAAAAUCCAGACAGUCAGUUAUGGGAUAUCGGGAAAGUGAUUGGCCAGAUGUGGCGAGAUGCCCCGGAAUCGGAAAAAGCUAUAUAUCAUCAGGAAUAUGACAUUGAACGACAAGAAUAUGAGAAGGCGUUGAAAGCUUAUCAUAACUCGGCUGCUUAUCAACAAUAUUUGUCAGCAAAAAAUCGAGCAAAAGUCGUCGACAAAUCAAACACAGUUGGGGGUGUAAUUGCUGCUAGUCGCGGACGUUUGGAUACAGGAGGCGUCGUUAUUCAGCCAGUGGAAGAUGAAGAACUCGGUGAUCUAUCUUCUCGCCGAAUUGCUGCCGUUAGAUUCGAUCGAAAUCAUCGCCUCAUAGCGGAUCUUUUUAGUGGCAACGUUGUUACUGAUACUCGAACGGUUCUUGCUCAGAAUCGCAUCGAAAUGCUAAAGAAACAAGCGACUUCAUUGGCUCUGCACCAAGGUAAGCUUGAAGAGGAACUCAAGAAACUGAGCGAGAUUUUUCAAACCAAAAAGCGUUCAAUGGAAAUUGCAUCAGAAGAAUUUGCAGCAAAAUUGAAAAAAGUGUGUGAAGAAAAACCUCAGCUCGAUGAAGCAAAAUAUGCAUCUAUGGUCGGUGAUUGGUCGGAGAAGUUACUGAAUGCAUAUGAAGACUACAAAGUUAAACAGGAAGCAUUGCGUGCAAAGCAAAUAGUAGAACGAGAGCAGCUAGCAGAAGAGACACCAAUAUUGUAUCGUCUAACUGUAGGCGAUUCAUCUCCUUCACCCAAGAAUAAAUCAACCGAUGAAGUACAAUCGCCGCAGUUAAUAACUACUGAACAUCAACAGCAUGCGAUUAAUACUGUUGCCGCUUCUGCUGAUGUCGACAUUUUAUCUACUACUUCAUCAAAAAGCGCCAUUAAUGCGGCGACUGAUGAAGAAACCGAAAAACUAGCACAAGGUCAUCACCCAGAGAGCAGUAAGGAAGCGUCGAUCGGUCCGCCAACUUUAGAAGUAUCAGGAGAGAUUUCUUGA